GAAAAUGCUAUUCACUGCGAAACACUAUAUCAGCUGAUUAAAGCAAUAACUUUGUUUUUGGAAAAGAAAACUCGGAAAAUCGUAACUCAAUAAAAUAAACAAUGGAUAAACCUACAACCAGCGCUGCAGCUGUCACGGCUCAAGAUCCCAAUCAUCUCCUAGACUCCCCACAACACGGUCCAACUUUGUCCAGCGCCUCCAGUUUCGAGGCUUUGACGCGACACGACCCAAAUCUAAGUCGACUGGCCACAAAAAUGUUUAACAAAACGGAGGAGUACAUCACCCACGAACUUAAUGCCCCUCUAGAGGAUUACAAACUGCUGGAAGAGAUGAACAAGGCUACAAUUGCCAAGUACAAGGAUAUGCGGCAGAUUGCAGAGAAUCUGAACACGUCGACCAGUGAAUUGAGGCUUAAGUUUCAGCAACUAGCUCCAUUGAUGCAGCAGAUUGAUGAGAUUUCCGAUACGGUCGACAAAUUGGAAGCAGCGGCCUACAAACUAGAUGCCUACAGCAUAGCCCUAGAAAACCGCGUCAAGUGUGUACUCCAGAGAAAAUCUGGAGGCGGCCAAGUGGCACAAUAAGACUUUUCAUAUACAAAGGCUUUAUGGUACAUUUAUUAUGGUAUAUUUAAUGUCAACCAAGUAAUAGUUUAAAUAUAAUCGCAAUUACAUUAAGGAAUAUUAGGGGAACUGCAAUGGAAAGAGAUUAAAUGUAAAGAACCUGUCUAUAAGGA
Messenger RNA from Drosophila eugracilis, 733 nucleotides. It is a transcript of the gene Blos2, whose product is annotated as biogenesis of lysosome-related organelles complex 1 subunit 2. Lineage: Eukaryota; Metazoa; Arthropoda; Insecta; Diptera; Drosophilidae. Bases 102 to 581 code for a protein of 159 amino acids. Gene Ontology annotation, biological process: lysosome localization; endosomal transport. The record is from RefSeq and is a predicted model, not a curated record. Gene Ontology annotation, molecular function: gamma-tubulin binding. The transcript has a single exon. Gene Ontology annotation, cellular component: BLOC-1 complex; BORC complex; gamma-tubulin complex.